Messenger RNA from Schistosoma rodhaini, 5320 nucleotides. NCBI's taxonomy places the organism in Eukaryota, Metazoa, Platyhelminthes, Trematoda, Strigeidida, Schistosomatidae. The record is from the annotation of a GenBank genome assembly.
UGAACUCCACUGGUCACUGCUUCCUUGUUGGUUAUCCAUUAUUCAUUUUUACAAAUACAAAUACUAUUGAACUUAUCUGUCAAUGUACACAUUGUAGUCAUUGCUGUAAACACAACUAAAUAAUCUCUGUGCUUAAAUAAAUAAUCUUGUUUUUAAUUGGUCAUUUAGUAAACAAAAUUGUAAAUUUCAUGAGCCAUUGUUUAAAGAAUUAUUCCAGUGAAAAACUCAUUUAUAUCUAUGUGGGCGUGUGAAUAUCUGUCAGUUGAUGUAUAUAUAAUUCAUCUUAUUCUGGACCAAUCAGAUUAUUGUAUUUGAUCUGUGUUGUUUUAGACAUGUACACGAAGGUCACACAUCGGUCUAUAAUAAUGAUAGGGUUGAAAAUAAUGAUUCACAAUUUAGUUCAUACUUAGCAUUGUAGGCUGAGUAUGGUAGCGAAGGAUUUCAUUGAAUUUUUCUCUAAAUACAGUUAUGGGAAUCGUGUAGCUGUUGAGGAUUUUUCCGAUCGUCUUAACUUAUUUACAGUUGUUUUAUUCCUCUUAUCAUGUUUAAUUGUGUCAACAAAACAAUAUUUUAUGAGUUCGAUCUCAUGUUAUAUUCCGGUAAAGCCUACGGGCGAUAAUUUUAAUGCUUAUCUUACUGAUUAUUGUUGGGUACAUGGUACAAUUCCUCUGAGGCCAGAUGAAAAAUUACCGGUGACUCGUGAAGAAUGGGAUGAGUAUGAUCGCGUAAGACGUAUAAAUUAUAAUUUGUAUUGUGCCUAAUCCAGAAAGCUAUGUUGAAAUCAUAUACUGUUUCUGCAUUGAAGAGAUUUUCUUGAUGAUAGCUUAUUUUAACAUGUUAAAUUACCAUAAGGAUACACUGAUUGAAUUUUCUUUUAUCAGUGGUUAGAAGUUAUACUUUGUGUCAGUUGACUGCCUCUCCUCUGAGGGCAUCAUUGUACAUCAAUCUAAGUACAUAAUAAAGUAAAAGCAAAAUUUUUACAUGGUUGAGUUUGAAAACGUUGACUUGAGGUCUUCAAUUUAAAAGAGACAGUGCAUAUCACUGAUUGCUAGGUCUUGUGUUGUCCUACUAAUAAACCUGCAUAAGUUCGCCUUCAGUCCUUCACUUACCUGGCUUAACGACAGAGCUUAUUGAGGAGUGCCAUCUAAGUCGAGUGUAUCAUAUAAUCUGUAUCAAAACUGUCCACUAACCCCUUUUUCCAAAAAGUAUAUUUUUCUUUGAGUCCCAACUUAUUAAUUUCAAUCAGUGACUGAAGAACAUAUUGUGUACUUUCAAGUUGAUCAUUCUUUUUGAGGAUAUUUCGUUAAUUACUCCCAACUACAAACAUAUUAACCUUUUAAUAGUUAUGAUGUUAUGCCCUAAUACUGUAACUUGUUUAGAAUACCCUAUGAUCACCUUAAAACAGCUUAUUUCAAAUUAUUGAUCUAUUUUGAGCAUCUUAUUCUUUCAAUAUACUUUUGAUCAUUAAUGAUACUAUCUAUGUGUUCAAAAUAAUCAUUCAUUAUUUGCAUAAAAUCACGCAAGAUGCGUGGAUAUAUUGUAUAAUGAACAAGUUUUUAUUUUUUGUCUAGCAUUAACCAAUUACAUUGUUAUGUGCUGUAUGUUUAUAAGGUGGGUGUAACUAUAAGUACAAAACACACAAGGUUUGCAUGUACAAUGCUUUGUCUAGGAACUAUUGAUUAGUUUUUAUUUGUGACUUUUUUGCUCGUAAAUGUUUAUUCCUCAAAAGUGUCCUUAAUUGCUUUCACAGCAAGUUGACAUGUGCUACUCAUUUUCUGUCCCACAUGAACAUGUUGUGUAAUGAACACAUCUUUAUUCUAACUACGGGUAUGUUCCUAGGUUAAUAACUCUUAGGGGUCCCCUGUGAUGACUAUCUAUCUGAAGCAGUCUUGGUUGAUACUGAUUGACCUUGCGGUAUUGCUGUAAACUAGAAAUCACCAAACAGUGUAACUAUUAUCGGGCCAACCUUGAAUAAAUUUAAACCUAUCUGUGUAUACUAGUUUUAGUAGUAUUACUGACAUUUCGGUAAGGCAUCUCAAUGACCUGAACUUUUUUGAUGGGUGAAAUUCUCUAAUCAUCCAAAUAGAGCUAUGAGACAACGAUCUCUAUAAUUAGGAUUAUAAUCCUACCAACAUCCCUAUUAUCUAGUGAGUGACUAAGUGGUUUUUCUAGGUUUUUUAUAAACGAACGAGAAUGAAAUAAAAGUUCUCAUCUAUGUACAUGUUGCAUGCAAUCUUCACGUGCAAGGUAAUCAUUCGCUUUUUUUACUUCCACACUGUUAUUUCUUCUUCAUAUUAAAAGUAACUUUCCUUAUCAAUCAUAAGCGAUCUUGGGAUAUAUUUUUUUGAGGUAAAUAUCGUGAUCCCUUUUCAACUACAAAUACUUUACUAUAGAAGUGUAAUAAAGUAAUCCACUUCAUUGACUACAUCCCACCAAAAAAAUUCAUUUCUUAGCUCUAGUUUUCAUUCUCUGUCAACCUUUUGCGUAUUGAUCAGAUAUUUGAUUUAUUCAUAACUAAUAUUCUUGCUUUUUUGAGUUCUUCGAAAAAAUAUUUUGUCUUUGUUUUUCCUGUUUUACAAUUCAAAUGAAAACAAUUUGCGGUGCAUACAUAUAUGCUGAGAGUUUGUGUAAUUUAUUAGUCUUGUUUUCCCACUUCUCUCUAUCUUAAAUGUGCACAGGUACAUAAUGUGAAAUUAAAUUAAAUACAUAGAUUUUUACAUAGAUCUUUUUUUGAAAUUGCUAUACUUUGUUGGAUAAAUUGGUCGUUGUUUAUCAUCGUGUCUCUUGCUCUAUGCGCGUUUACACGUUUACAUCAUUAAAUAUUCGGUUAUAUCAUCUAAUCAUGUUUAUCGUACAAUCGAUUAAUCGUCUUUAUCGAGGUGAUUUGCAUAUUAGUUUAAUAUGACUUUAAUGAUUUCAGCAUAUAUUUGGAUUUUAACUGAUAAUGGAAUCUGAAAACUCUCAUUCCGUUUCGUUCAGAUCUCGUCAUCUGGAUGUCUUCAGACCUUAAUUUUGAUGACAGCACCGAGACUCCAAACCAUAACUUCUCUUCUUCAACGACAAUGCAUUAUUCAUUGCUGACCAUAAAUUAGAGAUCAUAAAAACAUGUGACUAAAUAAAAAUAGAUCCAAGACGUAUCUCUCCAAAUGUACCUAUGCUAAUUAAGACUGGUCGAUAGCAUUCCUUAAUAUGAGCAAUGGGAAAAUAUCAAUCCUCACACAGUCUUUUUAGCGUUUAGUAUUAAAUUGUACAAUAAAUUUAUUUGUUAACUGCUUACUGAAUAAUUAUUGAUCUACAGUGUUUAAAAACAAAUCUAUGGGAUUUAGGAAGUCAAAAAGUUUCAUCUCUUAACAAUUCAUUAGUUUGAUUCAGCAAUUAGCAUUCAAGCUGUUUUCAUAAUUCAAGAUAAUAAUUAAUAUCAUUUUAAUUUGCGGAAUUCUCUUUCUCACCUUACUCGAUUAAGUAGCCGUUUCUCUAAUAAUUAUGUAAUACAGUUGCUCUGUUGUUAUCAUCGUACAAAAGAAAAUUAUCUUUUACUGUAUGUGUUUAAUCCUACAGCCUAUUAUCAGUGGGUACCAUUUGUUCUCGGGCUGCAAUGUAUAUUUUUCUACAUUCCACAUAUUGCAUGGCAGGCUGUAUGUGCCCAUAGAUCCGGUGGAGAUUUGUUUGCUCUUGUAAAAGCCGCUGCUGAUGCCGCAAUUUCUGAACGUGGUCCUCGUAAGAGUCAAGUUAAACGUGUGGCUGAAUUUUUGGAAGAUAUGAUUGAUGGUCAUAAGGAUUGUCGACAUGGUCGUCGGAUGAAUUUAACUAGACGUGCAUAUGACAUGUGUGGUAUAUGUGUUGUUAGUAAACGACUUGGAACAUGCCUUGUAUUUUCAUAUUUAUGUGUUAAAAUCAUAACAAUUAUCAAUGCAAUUAUGCAAGUAUAUUUGAUUCAACGUUUUCUUGGUUUCUAUGCUGAUGGAAGUGCCGGACAGAAAAGUAUGCAAUUAGGGAAACCAUACGAAGCUAACUCGGCAGUUGCAGCAAUGUCGAAUCAAGAAAAUGAAGAUUUAGAAGGUUUCGGAUUCGGAUUAACUGUUGCCAACCAUAUACGUGCUGGACGCGAUUGGCCAGAGACAAUUCUAUUCCCACGUGUAGCUUAUUGUCGUGUCCCAGGUAUUCGCUUAGUAGGUGCUGAAAAUGCUUAUACUGCACAAUGUGCAUUACCUAUAAAUAUGUUAAACGAGAAAAUUUAUAUAUUUUUCUGGUUUUGGAUCUGUUUCCUCAUAGCUGCCAGUAUAUUUAGUUUACUAUUAUGGUUAGUAAGAAUGGUUAUUGCACCAAGGCGUAAAGAUUUUAUUAAACGUUUCUUACGUAUUAAAGGAAUACGUUCAAGAACCGGUCAGGAGAUUACGCGUGCUGAUUUGGACGAAUUCAUUGAUGAUUACCUUCGCCGAGAUGGUGUAUUUUUAGUACGUAUGCUGGCCAUCAACGCUGGUGAUGUGAUCACAUCUGAAAUUGUUAUGGCUUUAUAUGAACAUUACAUUGAUAAUGUUUAUUCAGUGGAUAAUACCCCACAGAAAAGUCUAGAGAAAGAACCAUUGAAAGAUGGAUCAGGUAUACCAUCAAAUUAUGUGUAAAGUUAUUCUUGUGUCCUCUCCUAUAUAUGUGUAUUUUUCAUUCCUCAACUAUUGCUCAUCAGUAUAUAGUUACACUAUAGCAGUAUUACAAACAAUAGUAGUAAUAUCUUACUAGGUAAAAGCUUAGCAAGGAAGUGUACAACACAAAAUUGAUUUUUUUUCUACGAAUAUAACAAAUCUACUUUUAAUUCUUGUUAUAUUGUAUUAUGGUUUUUGUUUGCACAGUUUAGAAUUUCUUCCUACUUUUGUAUGGUUUAACUUUUUUAUCAACGAAACUGUACCACUUUUACUACUACUAAUACUGAUUUCAAAUGCCUUACUUUUAUAAUGGUUUUUUUUAGCUUUUAUUAUUAUUAUUAUUAUUAUUAUUAUUACUAUUACUAUUAGUAAUACUCUUGUCAACCAGUUUUUAGAUAGUAUGUACGUGAAGAUCUGGAUUUGAUCGACCUGUUUUGAAAUUGUGCCUAUUCCUUCUUUUUAUAAUAAUUUUUUAUAUUACUAUUACUACAGUACUAUUUCUAUUGUUAUUAUCAUUGCUAAGAUGCCUACUACUAAUUACUAUUAUUAUUAUCAUUUUUAUUGUUCGUAUCUAUCUUCUUUCAAAACCAACAAUUUAAUUGUACUGAAAUGAUUGCGAUCCUGACAAUUUUUACACUUUUGUGACGAUUAAUAAAAAUAAAGGAAUCUGUUGGGACUUU